Messenger RNA from Saccostrea echinata, 4257 nucleotides. RefSeq lists its product as uncharacterized. Gene Ontology annotation, biological process: multicellular organism development; positive regulation of kinase activity; cell surface receptor protein tyrosine kinase signaling pathway. Gene Ontology annotation, cellular component: signaling receptor complex. The record is from RefSeq and is a predicted model, not a curated record. Gene Ontology annotation, molecular function: transmembrane receptor protein tyrosine kinase activity; ATP binding; protein binding. The transcript has 24 exons. The annotation marks the transcript as partial. Lineage: Eukaryota; Metazoa; Mollusca; Bivalvia; Ostreida; Ostreidae.
UUAAUUUACAUGACAGUGUAUUUACUAUCUGUUUUAUCAAUUUUAAAGGAUAAACAUCUUAUUUUUUCCAGAAUCACUUCAGCUGCUACUUGUAAAAAUACCGUAAGGGUGGUAACUUCUUACCAGGCAAGGGUGUGUACGUGUCGGUGGUGGGGAAUUUGUACUCACCAUUCCUGGGUGUGGCGGUAUCGUGAGUCUUACAAAGAGACGUGUUGUCCUGGAUAUGGAGGUUGGGAUUGUCAGCCUAUAUGCAGUAGUCACUGUCACGGCCGGGGCACCUGUGUCGCACCUGACACCUGCACCUGUAUCAGUGGCUAUACCGGAAACGCCUGCCAAACACCUGUCUGCAAUCCUAGGUGUCAGCACGGGUCGUGUACCCGUCCCAACGUCUGUUCUUGUUACUGGGGGUACAGCGGUAGACACUGCCAAAGACCCGUAUGUAAUCCAGCUUGUCAGCAUGGAGGGACGUGCACCAGACCAGACACAUGUCAAUGUCCAGCCGGCAAAUUCACAGGUCACAACUGUGAUAUUCCCAUUUGUAAUCCUCCGUGCUUAAAUGGAGGGACUUGUUCAAAUUCAAGGCAGUGUCAGUGCCCUAGUACUUACAGAGGGAGGGACUGUGGAACACCUGUUUGCAAUCCAACUUGCAAAAACAGCGGUACAUGCAUCUACCCUAACGUGUGUUCAUGCGACGAUAUCUAUACAGGACGACUGUGCGAAACACCCCUGUGCUCCUAUCGUUCGCCAUGUUUUCCCGGGACAUGUACUAACUCUACAAUUUGUCAGUGCCAUGCAGGUUUUUCUGGUCAGCAUGAAUAUCAACGAUGCAAAACAAUGACUUCAGGGUGGGGUCCAUUAAUUACUCGGUGUACGUCCGUUCUGGCUAAUAUUGAAAGAAGUGGAGAGAAGAGGGAAAAGUACCGCUUUGUAACCGAUUCCUCUGAACCAAACUCAACCAGAGUAGACACAAUGUGGGUCAACCAGAAGGAUUACAACUAUAUUAACGUGGAAUUUGCCGCUGUCUAUACAGCUCCAGACGACCUGGCACUGCCAAAAUAUGUAAAACGAUUUAAAUUUGGAAUCGUUUCCGGAAAAAUACAGAUCGACCUAAGGAAAGUGGAUAGAAUAGAUCCAAACAACCCCUUUGUAAGCCAAAAUGAGGUGAAGAACUGCAGUUACCAACCAGGCUCUCUAAAUCCAAACGACGAUAUCUAUCACUGCAACUUCACAGAAGAAAACUUCGACAGAUUACUAGAAAAUGGAGACAAUUUGACGUUAACAGUUAUUGCUGAAAAUGGGGGCUUUAGAGAGCUAGUGGGACCACACGCUGAUAAAACGGAUUUGUUCGUAGGCCAAAAGUCAAGAAAAUCUACAAUGUUUCGUUUUGACUUUGAGAAACCCCGUCAUUGUCUUCAAGUUGGACCCUGCGCGGCAAAAGCAUUAGAUGUUACAAAAGAUAUUACAAAGUUCCCCCUAGCCUUUAUAUGGAACAACUGGAUAGAUGAUCUAUCGGGUCUCCAAGGAUACAAACUACAGGUUUAUUUGCUGAAACCGAAUAAAACACACCUCAAGGAACCCUUUCCCUGGAAUCCUCUCACAGAAAUACCCCUCAACGUCACAGACUCGAGCUUUACCUAUAUUCCUAAACAAGCCGGGAUGUAUUCGUUUAUUUUAAACGUAAUAGACGUUGCCAACAAUACACAGUACGCUCGUACUUUGGCUCUGUACGAUCCACAUUCGACAAUCACUUUAUCAUCUUCACCAUUUUUUGCAACAAGUGCAGAACCAGAAACAAAUCAUACGUGGCAGAAUAGCCUCAACAACAACAUAACAAUGACAUGGAAAGGACACUUUGAAAACAAAUUCCAUGAAACCAAUAAACUCCUGUAUCCAGUAGCACGUUAUCAACACUUCGAUCAUAUGACAAAAUAUGAAAAACAAGUUCCAUCACAACUAGACGAUAGCACAGGAAAUAGAACUCUAAAAGGAAUUCCGAAUGUUCAUGGAAUUGUCAAGUUUGAAUAUUUCUUUAGAAAUGGUAACCAAGGCAACAAGACGCCUGAUUCAUGGAUUUCGGUAAACAACGAGUUUUCGGAAAAUCAAACAUUCUAUAUAGACAGACGAGAUGGAGACACAAUUAAUUUUUGGGUCAGGGCAACAGACGCCAUGGGGAACAAAAAAGUGGACAUGGCAAAAAUUUUCUUUGAUUCAACUCCACCAAAGCAGCUAAAACAUUCAAAUGUUGUAUUCACACGUAACGUUAAAACCGCCAUGUAUGAUUUUUCAAGUCGACUGCAGGUAGACACGUUUGACAAAGAUAGUGGUAUUCAUAAGAUUCACUUGGAGCUUAUAGCGAACAGCAGCAACAUGGUAUUCCAUGAAGCUGAUAUUCCAGGAAAUAAAACUGAAGUGGAACCGACAUUUCAGGAAGGAUACAGAACACCCAUGGGAGACUAUUUUUAUUACAGUCACUAUUUUGAGAUAAAUAACUGCUGGAUGGUUGUUUCGAAGGAAAAAUUCGCAGCGGAGUUUGUCUUAUUAAAUCUAACUGUAUUCAACAGGGCAAUGGAAGCGACAUAUUACCAUAUGACAAUAACAGAUUUGCCUUCACUUGAUGGCAUGGAUAAAUACUCUGGUCCUAUCAACUUAACUGUCACUGAAACCUACGACAACAGUGUACGUCUGAAGUGGAUUGUCUCUCCAACUUGUUAUAAGAGGUCAAAGGUUUUACUGCAGUUUCGUUCAUCCAAUGGUCAGAUUCAGACUCGUUUUUUAGAUACGGACGCCGACUGGGUUGAUUUGACAGGACUGAAUUCAGAGACCAGUUAUAACCUGUCUUUUGUCACACAAUAUGGAGCACAAAGAAGUGACCCCGUAUUUGUGCAGUUCAGAACAUUGCAGUCACCAGCAGCUCUGACUGGUGGUGCUAUAGCUGGAAUAUCUAUCACAUUUUUGAUACUUUUGGGGAUAAUUAUUGCAAUGGUAGUACUAUGGCGACUAGGUCGUUUAUCAGUUUUGAGAGAUGACAUCCAACGCAGAGUGACGGUAGUUCGAAAAAAUAUCAGCAACCGAUUUUCAGCUGCUCACACUAAUCCCAGCUAUGAAGUAGACGAUAUUUAUGUAUACGGUCAAAUGGAAAUUAGUAAUACUGACAGUUGGAUUUUGCCGAGCUCUAACAUUGUGUUGGAUGCCUUAUUAACAAGUGGAAGAUUUGCAGACAUAUAUAAGGCCAGAUACCAACAACAAAAUAACAAAGACAAACAAAUUGUCAUCGCAAAGACUCUGAGAAGUGACUAUAAUGAAGAGAAUAUGCUAAUGAUGAGAGCAAAAAUCAACUACUUUGCAAAAGAAGUCGGAAAACAUCCAAAUCUCAUUCAUUUCGUUGGCGCUGUUGUCGAUAAUGACGCAUUUGGACCAUACAUGGUCUUGGAAUACUGUGAAAAGGGACAGCUUCGAGAUUGGUUGCUGCAACAAAAGAAUGCAUCUACAGUGGACACUGUAGAACUACUAUAUCGAAUUGUUUACGGAAUUUCUAAAGGAAUGUGUUACCUUGAGACAAAAAAGCUGGUUCACAAAAGACUUGCUGCACGAAAUGUUUUGCUGACUGGUGAACUAGAGCCCAAGAUCUAUGGAUUUGGUCCUGAACCGCCGCAACAACAGAGCAAUGACGGCGAUGGAGAUGUGACGUCAGACGAAAAGGAACGAAUUCCUGUGAAAUGGACCGCACCAGAAUGUUUGAUUUCAAUGAAAAAUGCAUGCACAAAAAGUGAUGUAUGGUCUUUUGGAAUUGUUUUAUGGGAGGUUUUUACUUUGGGUGACACUCCAUAUCCAGGAAUACGCAGCAGGGAUGUGCAAACACAAGUUAAAAAUGGUCACAGAAUGAAGAAGCCUGAGUUUGCUAAUGAUUUCUACUAUGGAAUCAUGAUCAGAUGCUGGAAUUCAAAACCAAAGCAAAGACCAAGUUUCAAAGAUAUUUCCACAGAUAUUGGAAAAACCUUUAAUAACGCACCUUCAGAUGAAUUUUACUAUUACUCUGAAAAAUGAAACUGUCGUGGAAUCUAUUCCUCGUGCUUACUAUUCAGAAAUGUAUUGACAAUAUACUGCUUAUAUUGCACUGAUAGACUAUCACUGUCAGAAAAAGUCUGUUACAAUUAUUUUGUGAAAAAGGGACAACAGUAUAUACAUGUACAUUAAGGUCUGAACAAAAUCGCAUACAUGUAUUAAGUUUCAUACAGCCUUCUCAUUUUUUAGUGCUUU